Molecule: messenger RNA, 1169 nt
Organism: Pseudopipra pipra
Lineage: Eukaryota; Metazoa; Chordata; Aves; Passeriformes; Pipridae
Gene: SOCS1
Product: suppressor of cytokine signaling 1
Exons: 2
Coding region: 268-882 (204 amino acids)
Biological process (GO): phosphatidylinositol phosphate biosynthetic process; intracellular signal transduction
Cellular component (GO): phosphatidylinositol 3-kinase complex
Molecular function (GO): 1-phosphatidylinositol-3-kinase regulator activity
Source: RefSeq, a predicted model, not a curated record
CGCUGGAGCAGCCGCCGCCCGCCCGCCCCGCGGCAGCCCCGGCUCGCCGCGGCGCCAGGCAGGGCCCCCCGCGGAGGAUGCUCGGCCGGCCGCCGGGGCCAGGACCAGGACUAGGAGUAGGAGUAGGACUAGCACCAGGACUAGCAGCGUGUGCUGCGCUCCGGGGACGGCCCCCACCCACGGCGCCCCGAGAAUAGCUGCUGGAAAGCUGCCCCGCCGUAGCCGCUGACGCUAUGGAAGACCGCAUCCGCUGCUCUCGGCUGUAGGAUGGUAGCGCACAGCAAGGUGUCAGCAGAUAAUGCAGUUGGAGCAGACCCAAGACGGCUACUUGACCCUCCGGCACGGGAUCGUUCUCAGGCGCGAGGUUUGCACGGCCCCGGCACUGUGCAGGCACAGGGCAACACGCACUUCCGAACCUUCCGCUCCCAGGCGGAUUUCAGCAGCAUCACCCGAGCCAGCAGCCUGCUGGAUGCCUGUGGCUUCUACUGGGGACCCCUGUCUGUCAGCGCGGCCCACGAGAAGCUUAAGUCUGAGCCCGAGGGCACCUUCCUCAUCAGGGACAGCACACAAAAGAAUUGCUUCUUUGCCAUCAGUGUUAAGACUGCGUCUGGGCCCACCAGCAUCCGGAUUAACUUCCAGACCGGUCGUUUCAGCCUGGAUGGCAGCAAAGAGACUUUUGACUGCCUUUUUAAGCUGCUGGAACAUUACCUGAGUUCCCCGAGGAAGGUACUGGUUACCCCCCUGCGCAAGGUCCGGGUGCAGCCGCUGCAGGAGCUCUGCCGGAAGAGCAUCGUGAAGACUUUUGGAGCAGAGAACUUAAACCAGAUCCCACUCAAUCCCGUUUUAAAGGACUAUCUGAAAUCCUUUCCAUUUCAGAUAUAAGUACAGCAUUAACUGCAUAGGGACACGUGAGAAAUGUGUAACAAAAUCCAGCGUCCUGGGUUUUUAAAUAUGUUUGUCAGUGAGCAAACUUAUUUUUGUAGCAAUUUACUGUAUUUUGGGAUGGAACCUGAACACUUGACUUCUUAUGUUUACAAAAACUGUUUGCACAAACCUGGGGUUUUAAAACCCUGGCAUAAUUUUUCUGCCAAGCAGAAGGUUUUAUUAUUUUAUAAUAUUUUUAAUGAUAUUAACAUAAUAAACUUUAUUGUGACAGUUUUUAAAAAAAA